CACUUCCUUAUCUAGUUAGGACCUGAUAACCUGGUAUUCCUCAAGCACCUGAAACUGGCAGCUAUUCUCUUUGUGUCUGUGUGUUUGGGGAGCUCUGUGACCACAGCUUAAGCACCACUCAGCCUUCUAGUCACCUAAGCCUAACUAAAGCCAGCCAGCUCAAGCCUGGUCCAGUCCAGCCCAGUCCAGCCUGCUCCGAUCAUCUGGACAGGAUACUCAGUUCUGUGUGGACGUGAGGAAUAUGACUGCUGAGACUCUUAACUUCGGCCCAGAAUGGCUCCGUGCACUGUCCAGUGGGGGGAGUGUGACGUCCCCCCCUCCUUCCCCCGCCAUGCCAAAGUACAAGUUGGCCGAGUACCGCUACGGCCGAGAGGAGAUGUUAGCACUUUAUAUCAAAGACAACAAGGUCCCAGAGGACAUGCAGGAUAAGGAGUUUGCUGCUAUUCUGCAAGAUGAGCCCAUGCAGCCACUGGCACUGGUGCCUCUCACUGAGGAGGAGCAGAGGAACUUCUCCAUGUCUGUGAACAGUGUGGCGGUGCUGAGGCUCAUGGGAAAAGGGGUGGGCGGGGCUGCCCCAGCUGGAGUGGUCCGAGGACGAGGGACCACGCGAGGUGGUCGAGGACGAGGUCGUGGUGAAGGUGGAUUCUACCAAAGAAGUAUUGAAGAAGCGGAGGUGGGUUUCGGACGCAGCGUCCGAGAGAUACACCGCAGCCAGAGCUGGGAUGACCGGGGUGAGCGUCGAUUUGAGAAACCGCUGCGGCGGGAGGUGGGGCGUCCUGGCUUUGAAGAAACUGUGGGUCCCGUGGUUCCAGGAAGGAAGGAGUACACAAGGGCUGACAGCGAUAACUGGCGCAUCCUCCGGGAGGAGCAGGAGGAGGAGGAGGGGGUGGAGCCGGGCACCAACUGGAGACUUGCUGGAGCCCGCAGGGAUGUAUCCUCACUGAUGGCGGUCAACUCUUUGUCAGAUGGUGGUCCUCGCUCAGCAGGCUGGCGAGAGCAUACUGGUCCAGGGGAGAGUCGUCGGAGGAAGUUUGAUUUCGAUUUCCGGGACUCUGAGGGCCAUGGUGGUGGCCGCCGGCGUGCAGGUAGUGAGGGACAAGAGGAUGACAGGGACGGCCUGCCAGAGUGGUGUACAGACGAGGAGGACGGGGAGAUGGGCACGUUUGACUCCUCUGGAGCUUUCAUGACUAUGAAGAAGGGUGGCAAGGAGACAAUCCUGGAGGACGAGUUUGAGUUUAAGGGGAUAGAGGAGGAAGAAGAAGAAGAGGAGAACUUUGCUGACAUUGAGAGGAACAGUGCUGAAGGAGACAAAGACAAUGGUGAGGAGAGACCCACCACCCCCCAUGUCAAGCCAGCAGCCAUGCCCAGUGAAGUGUCAGACAUGGCUCCGAUAGGGGGCUCCAAGGCCCAGCUGAGCCCUAGCGCCCCCACCUCUUCCAGUCUGCCUCCCCCACCCCCUUCCUCUGUUGCUGCUCUCCACCCUCCACCUGGAGGAGACGCAGAGGAUGACGAGGGAAUGAAGCACCUGCAGCAGGAGGCAGAGAGGAUGGUGGCAUCACUGCAGGACACUUCUUUGGAGGAAGAGUGUUUCACCCAGGCGCUGCAGCAGCAGGAGAGCAGGAACACAGCAGCUGCUCUGCCACUGUCGCAUGAGGCCGCCAUGAAGUGGUUCUACAAGGACCCACAGGGAGAGAUCCAGGGUCCAUUCACCACAGUGGAGAUGUGCGAGUGGUUCCAGGCUGGCUACUUCACCAUGACCCUUCUGGUGAAGCGGGGCUGCGACGAGGGCUUCCAACCCCUUGGCGACGUCAUCAAGAUGUGGGGCCGCGUGCCCUUUGCCCCAGGGCCCUCCCCGCCGCCCCUGCUGGUGAGACAGCCACCACCAACGCAGCGCCCGCAGCCCACCCGAGGGCCCGCCGGGACUGUGAGUCAGAGCUCAGCCAACGUAGAGGAUGGGGAGGGGAGGAUGCAGAGGAGAGGGAAGAUUGAUAGACAGGUUACGGGAAACCUGGACCAGGACCGACUGAAAAAGCAACAGGAGCUGGCAGCAGCAGCUCUUUAUCAGCAGCUCCAACAGCAGCAGCUAUUCCAGCUCAUUAACAGGUGCAGUGAGCAGGGUAUGAUGCCUUCGAUGAACAGGUCGAUGUCAGUGCCAGAUACAGGGUCCAUGUGGGACAUGCAUACCUCAGCUUCACAGCCGUCAGGCAGUGAAGCCAGUCUUUGGGACAUAACAAUGAAUCCUUCUACUCAGGGUCCAACUCUCGAACAGCUUCAAAAGCUCCAGCAGGAGAGGCGAGACGCUGAACUCAGGGCAAAGCGCGAGGAGGAGGAGCAGCGUAAGAGGAGGGAGGAGAAGAGGAGGCAACAGGAGGAGCAAAAGAGGAGGGAUGAGGAGGAGCUCUUCAGACGCAAGCAGUGUCGUCAGCAGCAGGAACUGAUUAUGAAGUUGCUGCAGCAGGCCCCCCAGCAGCAGGGUCCUGGGGCAAGCGGCUCAGGCUGGAGCGGGGCUCCCUCCUCUGGGCUAUCCAAAUCAGGAAAGCCCCCGGCUCUGGCUCUGCUGGAAAUGCAGCAGGAGGCAGAGAGGCUCCUGAAACAGCAGCAGCAACAGAGACAGCAGCAGAGAGACCGCCACUCCGGCAUGUCAAUGGGGAGUUCCUCCAUGGGAGGGCAGUGGGUGGAUGGUGUUGGUAUGUGGGGCGGGCCUGGAGGUAUGGAGGGUAAGGGUGGCAGUGGAAGCUCUUCAGGCAGCAUGGGCAUGUGGGACGAGGCUGUGAAGAACCAAACCGGCCUGCGUGGCAACAGCAACAACAACAUGGGCUUGAAGAACAGCCGCAGCAGCCCUUCACUCAGUGAUCAGUACAUGAUGCGUCGGAAGCGGACGGAAGAGGAGGAGAAGCUGCUGAAGCUGCUGCAGGGCAUGAAGCCUCAGGAUGGCUUCACUACCUGGUGUGAACAGAUGCUGCACGCUCUCAACACCUCUGCCAACAACUCCUCGUCCUCUCUGGAUGUUGCCACAAUUGUGGCAUACCUGAAGGAGGUGGAGUCUCCCUAUGCAGUACUGGACUUCAUCCGGUCCUAUCUAGGGGACACAGUGGAAGCCAAAGAGUUCGCCAAACAGUUUCUGGAGCGACGUGCCAAACAGAAAGCCAACCAACAGAGACAGCAGCAGCAGUUAUCAAAGGAAGUGGCUGGAUUGAACAUGAACUUCCCUCUGCAGGACUCAAUGCGAGGUAUGAAUCCAAGCACCCUGCAGUCCAUGUUUCAAGCUAACCACAUGGGCAAGGCUGGUCUCUAUGACAACCAGGGGGUAAAGAUGAAGAAGAAACAGCCCAUGAUGCUGCACUCUGACCCCAGCAUCUUAGGGUACUCAUUCCACAACACGGGCGAGUGUCUGAGCCUGAAUGAGAUGGAGAUGGUGGAGGAUUACUGAUGUGACGCAGCGCAGCAGCAAUAGCUACCUGAGGCCUUCUGUCUUUUAAUCAGACAAACCUGAUAACGAAUGUGCACUGCUGGGGGUACCGGGGGUGGGGGUGGGGGUGAUAGGAGGGGAGCAAGUGUGAGGGGAGGUGCAGGGUGGAGGCGCCUGGAUCUGCUCCUUCCUUCCCUCUGGCAAGACAAAAAGGGCUCCCUGCUGUACCAGUUGAUCACUUGAGCAGGGGUGAGGAGGGGUGAUGUUAAAAGUAUGUUGGGUAUCCUCUGGCACUCAAAAGAUUAAGCACCUUAUACUGAACUAAUGCACUUUAUUGAGAUGGGAUUUGAAUAGUUUUUUUUCUUUGUGUGUGUGUGUGUGUGUGUGUGUGUGUGUGUGUGUGUUGGGAUUCAGUGCACAUACGGUAUGUGUAUAUACACAUUAUCUGUGUGGCUGGCAUCAGAACUGGAAGGGGUCGGUGAAACAGUCGGUGGGUGAAUGGUUUUCAAAGUCAGGGGGACCUUUAGUUGAAACCUUAUCAGAGAGCAAAUCCUUUCUCAAAAGACAAACACUGUUGAUAUUUCUCUUGUUUAGCAUUUUUUUACGUUUAUAUAAAAAGUAAAGCUAUUGAAAAAUGGAUUAUAAAAAAACUUGAAGAUUUGCACUUGCCUAAAAAAGAAAUAACAAAAACAACAAAAAAAAUCAAACAAAUGGGGUUAGUUAUAGAAGUAAAUAUUUUUGUGAAUGUGUAGGGAUGACUGUAAGAGUGACUGAUGUGUGAUGGUUGGUUUGUGUCAGUAAUAUACCAGUCUGCACAAUGUCUUUUUUUUUUUUUUUUUUCAUUCUUUUGUUGCUUACCAAGAUGUAUGAAACAUAAGAGGCCAUUUUUGUCUUUUUUGUUCAAAUGGUAAUUUUGUAUUCUCAUGUUUGGAGAGUGAGUAUGUGUGUUUGUGUGUGUGUCCCUUCUCCAAACAGGGACUUGAUCUGUAUGUUUUGAGAGAGAUGAAAGAAUGAAUGAAACAGAGAGAGAGAGGGCAAUUGCACAACACAUCCUUUCUCUCACCAGCUCUUCAUCCCAGAUAGACGAAAUAGAAAUGCAUACAUUUGUAAAUGUUAGCUUUGCGCUCAUCAUGAGAUGACCACCACUAGUUUAUUCCCCUUAGCCUCUCCCCAUGGGGAGCUGUCGCUUGACCUGUGAGGACUAGCAGGCAGGGUGAAUCAUGAGGGACAUUACUGUGUGCGCAUCAGAAUGAGACUUUGUGUGUGUGUGUGUGUGUGUGUGUGUGUGUUUUCAGAGUGCAUGUUCAUUUACUGUUCAUAGAAAUGAGUUAAGACUACAGGUACUCAUUUUGAAUACAUGUGCUUUUUUUGUAUGUGUAUGAAUGCACAUUUGUGCCUAAGAACUUGGAUAGGGUGCGUGGCCAUUGAGACAUUAACUCUUUUUUGAGAGCGAGUGUGAUGUGCGUCAGUGCUCAGCACAGUGUAUGUAAAGUAUGUAAGUUUAUAUCGUAAAUAUUUCUAGUUCAGUCUAGGGGUGAUCCAUCGGAAGGUUAGUCCGGUCUGUUUUUCCUGGGAUGUGAUCACGUUGCCUUUUGUCAGCUCUCGAACUUGUGAAUGAAAGGUGUCGAGUUUCUGACUCUGGAAAAAAAAAAAGCAUCUUAAUGUGCAAGUGCACAGAACGGUGCAUGAAAUGUUAGCAUAUUGUGUUACUUAUUCGUUGUUGCAAUUUGAUAAUGACGAGUUUUCUUUUUUUUAAUGAAAAAUAUAUAUGAAUAUAUACAUUAUAUACAAAGUUUAAAAAGUAUUUGGACUAAGAUAAUGAGCACUUGGGGCUGCUAUUUUUGUUGUGUGUUUUAAUUUUUUUUUUUCCCUUAAUUUUUUUUUUCAUCUUGUUUCAUUAUCGCCAUGUGAAGUGUGUGUGUGUAUUAUUUCUUAAGAAAAUAUUGAAUGUAUUCCAAAAAAAUGACAAGAAACCCGUGCUGAUACCAGAUUUUUUUUUUUUUUUUUUUACUUCUCCUCAGAAGAUUUCAAAAAUGGAAACAAAAUACAAAAAAGCUUCAAAGAGUUUAGCGAGAACUUUUUUUUUUUUUUCUAUUUACACAAUGGAGAGAAAAAAAACGGGAUGGAUACAGUUGAACACACUGCCUCUACAAUCCUGGUCGUACAAAUAGUGACUAAGAAUUAAAAAGAAAGGACUCUUUCUAUUCCAUACUGGAGCUUUGGUUGUUUACAAACCACAUGGAUAUCUGUGGGUGCAGUUUUUUUGUUGGUUUUAAUUUUGUUCUUUUUGUUCCCACAUAAGACGGGUGGGGUUUGCAAGUGCGCUUCUGCCAUAUGGACAUUGAGUGGUGUUGGGGUUUUUUUUAAGGAAGAGUGGCAGGUAUCACAAGAACAUGAACAAGAUCCUCUAACCGGACCUUUGUGUGUGUGUGUGUGGUCGUGGAUUCUGAGACUUAAUCAACCACGGAGCGGAGGUGGGAAAAUCAAGGAUGGGCUCUGUUUUGUGGAGAACAGAGUGCAUAACCCUAGAGGGAACUGAGAGGGCGAAAUAGUACACCUGGUUAGUGCACCUGUCUUCACCUCAACCCCUCAUAAGCACUCACACCCUGCCCCUCACCAACUCACCUAUGCACUUUUGUUCAUUCAAGCUGUGAGGUACCAUUUUGGGGAUGGGAGCACAAUUACAACAGGAGGAUUGCUACGACUUUGACAAAGUCACUGAAAAGAUAUUCCCAAACUGAAAAUAAGAGACUCGAGGAGCACGUCUUCUCCCACCUCCUGUGUAUAUAACCAUAUUUUUGUAUUAUCUUUCAGAGUAGAAAGGAAAAAAUUGCAAAUGGAUGAAGGAAAAUUCAUGAGACGUUGAUAAUAUGGAGGGAAAAUGUUCUUCAAGAAAACCAAUCUUUUGAAUAUAGUUUGCGAUUGACUCGCUGUGAGUUUCCCUUAUUUUGCCAGUAACCCUGAAAUAAUCGGGGAUGGAAGAGAAAAAAACAACAAAAAAAAAACAAAACCAUGGACUGAGGUGUUGGACAUGCUGCAGUGGCUCCAAGACUGACUGAUAGUUACUUAUCAAAAUGGAUGCUGCAGUCGCUACAAAGAGCCCACGCCAAGAGUGUUUGAUCAACAUGCACAGUAAAGAGGCAGCCAUGGGUUUGAAGAGCUGCUGGCGAGGAUGCUUCUACUUUGUGCCCCAACCCGAUGACUGCCUUGAGAGCUGUAGAGUGACUGAAGGAAGAAAAAUCUUCGGCAAUGGAGUCUGGCUGUGCUUUAUUUGCUGCCCUCCGCAUGGAGGAUCUAAUCUACAAGCCAACCCAUGAACCAGUUAUCCCUAAACCUGUCCCUUUUUUUGAACUUAAAUCCUAAGAAACUUUUCAGUCUUGAUCUAGGACUGGGAACGCCAUUGGCAUUAUCAGUUACCGGAUGAAGUUGCAGGUUUAUCGACCAUGGAGCCCAUCUGUGUUGUAAGCGUAAGGUUUGGGAUUUGAUCGGACGCUCUCCGGCGAGCGAGAUAAAAAGAGGCACGUAUUGCCCAGAUGUCAUCGCCCACCUCGGCCUGAAACACUCAGGUGGUUGCGUGGAGGUCUUCUAACCAGCGGGACAGAAGACCUGCCCAGACGUCAGAGACAGAGAGCUGUGUUGGGUUUCGAUGGACGUGGCUGGAUUACACCUUAGUCACCAGAAAUCCCUGCCGAUGUGGAACUGGAUGAACUGAAAUAAUUGUACAAAACAAAGACUUUUGAAACAUCGACAAAACACGAAUACGUAGCUACACGUCACAUAGAUUCUAGAGUUGCAGACACACUACAUGCACACCUACAGCAAAAGCAACAGACAGUUACAGUGGCUUUCCUCUGGAACCACGUCUUGACACAUAACGGGGCUACAUACAAUAUCAAAUCAUACACAUUACAGACACACACACACACACACAAGCAUCAUCGCUCACCAAUAUAAACGCUGAGCUUUGUAAAUGUAAAAGUUUGUGUUUUGAUUUUUCUCUCAUAGUGGUUUUGAUUUAUUUCUCUGUUCAACAUGCCUUAAAUUGUAUAGUUCGGUCCUGAACGGCUGACUGAAAAUGUUUAAGUUGGAAACCACCUCCUCAACUGUCCUCUAAAGUCAAAGAAAGAAAUUAGCUUUCUACAAGACUGUUUACUGUUGGCAGUCUGUUCUGUAUUAACUUGAUACGUGUACAUCUGAUCACCAUGAACGUUACUAUUUCGCUACAGAAUAGAGCAGUGAGCAGUCUUUGAUUAAUCAGAUUUUGCUGGUGGUUAGCUUUUGUUGCCCUUUUGGUUUCCUUAAAAUGAAGAGUGGAUGUGUUCAGAUUUCCUGUUUAGAUUAUUGCUGAAGGUGCAGGCUUAAAGGGCUGAAGUCUGUACGGUCUGGAGCUGAGCUGACAGGGUGGGACGCACAGAAUUGGCUUAAAGCACAGACUUGUUGCUGUGUGCUAACUAUUGUUGGAUAUACUGCUCUAGGCAAAACUGAACCAGAGUGGCGGGUCCUCCACA
This is a messenger RNA of Perca fluviatilis (European perch), 7917 nucleotides long. RefSeq names its product GRB10 interacting GYF protein 1a (gene gigyf1a). NCBI's taxonomy places the organism in Eukaryota, Metazoa, Chordata, Actinopteri, Perciformes, Percidae. Gene Ontology annotation, biological process: insulin-like growth factor receptor signaling pathway. The record is from RefSeq and is a predicted model, not a curated record. The coding region runs from base 242 to 3430 and encodes 1062 amino acids. The transcript is spliced from 25 exons. Gene Ontology annotation, molecular function: protein binding.